GUUUCUUUGGGUUAGUCCAGAGUCGUAUUCACAAACACGAAGUCCGUAAUAUAAUUUAGUGCUGCGUUUUGUGGUAUGUGACAUUCUACGCGGUUUACGCAGUGCUCUUAAUAAUGGCGUCCGUGUCGGAGAUGCGCUUGGGUUCGGGAAAAUGAAGCGGAGAAGAAGUUAUCUCUUUUAAGAAAAGCCGGGGUUUCCUUCAACUGGCUCUACGUCGAAAAGAGCGGCGUUUCCAAUAGGUUUGAGUUUACAUUCUUGUCCGUGGAUCCCCGAAAUGAUGAAGCUCAAGUCCAACCAGACCCGGACCUACGAUGGGGAUGGCUACAAGAAACGAGCUGCCUGCUUGUGUUUUAGGAGCGAGAGUGAAGAGGAGGUGUUGCUGGUGAGUAGCAGCCGACAUCCUGACAAGUGGAUUGUUCCCGGAGGAGGGAUGGAGCCUGAAGAGGAGCCCAGUGUGGCUGCUGCUCGGGAGGUGUGUGAAGAGGCUGGAGUGAAGGGGACAUUAGGACGGCUAGUAGGAAUUUUUGAGAAUAGAGACAGAAAACACAGAACGUACGUCUAUGUUCUCAUCGUAACUGAAGUGCUGGAAGACUGGGAGGACUCUGUAAAUAUUGGGAGAAAAAGGGAAUGGUUUAAAAUAGACGAUGCCAGAAGAGUGCUGCAGUGUCACAAGCCCGUUCAGGCGUCCUACUUAGAGGCCCUCCAGCAGGCCUGCCUGACCAGCAACGGGACACCCCUGGUGGCCACGAUAGCCGGAGACCUCUCCCCCACCUACACCAUCAACCAGAGCUCGGUCUCGGGUAUCAGAUAACUAACACACAAGCGCAGAAACUCCCUGAGAUUUCUCCUCCUCCUUUCUUCUUUGUUAAUCCUCCUCUCCCUCCUUUUUUAACGUCGACAAGUCAACGCGAGAAAGAGCGGUUCGCCUUGCCAGCCUUCCGUGCCCAAUCGGUGGCACAGACUUGAUAAGUGUUGGGCAAAGCUUAUGAAACACUUCAGAAAUGUAAAGAUCCCCCCCCCCAGUUUCUUUUUAUCUAACUGCAUGAAGCAUCCCUCAUUUCCACCUCUCCAAUCCUCCUUCCUUCCCUCCUUCCCUUCUUCCCCUUUCCUCAUCCUAAAUGUGAGGUUUAUUAAAUGCUUUUUACUGUUGUGAUGUAAAUUACUGGUAUGUAAUUAGUGCUGAAGGUCAUGGCUUUCAAGGGUCUUUUUAAUGUCUUUUUAUCUUUAUUUUUCAUUUUUGUUGUUGUUUGUUUACGUUGUUUGUUUUGUCUCUUUCUCUUGUGUAUUUCUCCCUUGCCCUGACCGGGGACAUGUUGUGUCUGUAUAUGAAUGGAUGGACCCACAGGAAGCGGCUUGUUUUGCAUGAGCACUGGUAUUUAUUUGUCUUACGGAAUGGGUGAAGUCAUUUGAAAGAUUGAAAAGGUUUGCUUAAAAAAAAUGCUUUUUCUUUCUGAUUGUGAAGGUGCAACAAGUUUUGGUUUUGGGGGAGGGUUUGGGGCUAUGAGAUCCUCCUUUUAAGAUCGUUGACCUGAGGUCCACUUCAGAUUUGCAUCUGCGGGCCCCAAGCCCCCCUGUUGCAGGUCUGGCUCAAGCGGGACUAUUGAAAUCUAGUCAGCUCCUGUCCCAGAAGCACCUUGUUUUGGGUAGGUCACCAUUCCGCAAAGCUGCAAAGGCGCUUUGACCCAGCUGGGCUUAUGGGGCUCAAUGUUUCUUAACUGAAGACCAUCUAGUGACAAACAUAGCGGAGGGCACCUAAGCUUGGGUUAUAGUCCAAAGAGGGAAAUUGGAAUUUAUUCUUCAAGUAUUCUAGCUACUAUAAGUACUAUAACAUCUGGAGGUUGAAAAGUCAAAGGCUUUGCUUCGCUUGCUGGAAAGGGAUGAAUAUGUGCUGUCUGUUUGUCUUAUUUUCUUUAUUUUUCAGAUUUGGGGGUGGGGGUGGGAAGGGUAGUUGUAUAUGUUCAAAUAUUGUCCCAAGUAUAAAAAAGAAAAAGAAAAAUGUCUCCGUAAUGAUGAUCCUGCUGCAGAACCUGUAAUGUACAUUUUUGCCAGUUUCUUUUGCAGACAUGCUCCCUGUAUCCCACCCUAUUGCCAUUAUCUCCAUUUGCUUUUUAUUUAUUCUGUUUGUCGAUUAAUAUCACGAUAAAGAUGUCUGCGAUUACAUCAGCCCGUGACGGCAUGUCCGGUGUAACGCCUCAGUGUUUGUAUCAACCGACACCUCGGGCGUAUCGCCACGGCGACAGACGCUUUAUCAUCGCGUAUCAGCACGAGCACAAUCCCCUUACCGCCGUCUCACGUCAUUUCGUUUGACUUUGUUCAUGGCAAACAUCCAUGGAAGACGGUUUACACGUUUCCUUGCAGUUCUACGUCCCUCUUUCAGACAAACACUGGACCUCUUUUGUUUUAAGAAUAGAUUAUUUUUGGAAGCACUUUUCUAUUAGGUCUUAACAUUUUUUUCUGUUGUAGGUAAUACGUUUUAUUUGCUUUUCAUUACUUGUGUUUUCACAUCUGCACCCCCAUCCAAGCGCUCAACUUGCUCAACAUAGUAACAGUUUUUCAAAUUAUUUGUACAAGACACGGAACAAGCGAAACCUUGAACAGAUUAGACCAUUUUUAACAUGUAAAAAUGCUUUGUAAAUUGACGUUUUGUUUUUUCUUUUGUCAAGCAGUUUUUAGCCAAGCUGUAUUAACUGCCUUUAUUUUGGCAAGCAGCAAUUGGCUCAACAGUGAAAAUUGAGUCACCAUAGAUGGCAAGCGGAAAUUUUCCAUGUAAAUGAUGUUUUGGUUCCUGUACAGAGCAAACGCAUAUAAAAAUAGCAAAAAGACAUCUUUCUGGAACACACGAAACGGUACACACAGGAAAUGCAGUUAUUGCUCUAAUGCAGAUUCUUACAGGCUUGCAGAGGCCUUCUGAAGCGUAGUGCCAUGGGUCGGGUUUGACUGACUCUUAAGUUUGGAUCGAGAAUGAUGAGGCGAGCUCACGGAUCAAAAAGGGGGAUCCCUUGACUGGGGACUGUGACAAAAGCCAGGGGAACCGUCUCCGGCUUUCCAAAAAAUGGCUGGCACAUCCACACCACACAGAAAAAUGGCGAUGUCAAACCCUGUGACCCCCCCUCCCCCAUUUCACAGUCCUUUGGACACCACUAGAAUUACUCUAUUAGAGACGGGCAUCUUGGCAGCAGCUGGAUACAUUGCGUGUCUGCCACACUGCUCUGGCCUCUCCACCCUGUCCUGGCAUCAUUCACCAAACCUACAUGCGCUUUCUGCCCUGCUCUCUCUGCCAUCUCACUGAGCAGACAACCCCACAGGUUCGCCAAGCGUUUCUGAAAGCAAAGCAGGCCUUUCCCAUUAGUGACCCCAAAUCACUCCUCUGCUUCAGCAUGGAAGCCCCCCUCCCCCUCCACCCCGACUGGUCUUUUAUCCUUAAGAGUUCUUCCCUCCCCUCCAUGCCAAGCACACACUGGCUGUCUAUCACUGCGUCUUUCUGACUGAAAACUGGUGACUUGGUGACCGGGGUGGCUGAGUGCAUUUCCUGGCCGGGCAACAUCGUUCUCCCCAAAAAACCCCAAAAGCCUCCGAGACCCACCCACAUGUUUUUGUGCACACUGUAAACAUCACAGCUAAGCGGAGGUACAAUAGCACAUUGGAGUGCUGUAAGCAGGGCAGAUGCUACUCGAUCUACGCCAACUUUAUUUAUUUUUAUUUUUUCUCUUGAAGUUGAUUUUACAAGUCGGCCAAAUGAAUUGGGAGAACUGCACACUUGUCAGGCAAUCAAAAUAAAAAAAAGUAUCGUCCCGCCAGCCCAGUGCACAUCUGCGACUGUUCUCUUCCGUUAACCUUCAAACUUUUUGAUAAGAGUGCAGGAGCACAGCCCAUUCGAGAUUAGGUGAGUUGCGUAACUGGCCACAACAGCAGUGGCGUGUAAGCGUAUGCCCCACAGCCAGCUUAGGAGGUUCUGUAGACUGUUUUGUAGCCUUGAUCUGCCCUGUUUUGGCUUCCAAUGAGAGUCAUUCUGACCCUUGAUGUUUGUUUAUAGAACUCAUUUUAUUUUCUGAGGCAUAUUUAAUUUUUACAAAUUUUCUUUUUCAAGGCACAUAUUAAACUAGGCCAAAACCAAUUUGAGGAAUUGGAAGGCAAUUGUAGUUCCCAAAUGUAGAACCAUAUACCUGUCUUAAGAGUGGAAUAGUUGAGUCGAAGUUUGGCUCGCUAACCUCCUUUAAGAUUAGUGUUGGAACUUGCUCUCUGGAAAAAAAAAAAGAAAAGGAUUGUCAAGUCUGUGGCACCCCUUUACAAGGGGUUUUGCAGUUGUCUUUUGCCUAAGUAGGGUUAUAUUUUACUUGAAUGCAUUUGAGGUUGAAUGUAAUGGGGAGACCUUAGCCCUUGUACAGUCACACGUGGUCUAGUAAUAGCGGUGGUGCCAGUAUGUGGGUGAACUCUCCAAUGCCAAUUAGUGUCGGAGGUUGUGGCUGACCAUCGAUAUAGCCUGGGUUCCAGCUGGUUUGAGAGGACCAGCCUCCAUUUUGUCAUGUCAGUUAACAUUUUCAGUGAGGUAAUAUUACACUGGCUGCUCUUUGAACCCUAUUACAUUUUACAACUCUGUUGUUGGUUAAGAACAAGACAUGCCGUUCAAAGUCUCAGUGUGUCUGAUAAGCGCACACAAAUUCUAUAAUGGUGGCAAAUAGUCGUCUCUUACAGGAAAAGCGAAGUUGCCGGUGGUAGUGCACACACACACGUCCUUAAAAUGUGUUAUUUUUAGCCAGCCUCUGCUGUUUGAAGAUACACAUUUCUAAUUGACUUGUUUUUUACCUUUAUCAUUGGUAAUUAGUCGGUUAUUCAUUCUAGAUAUGACUAAAUACUGUUAUUAACUCAGAACCUUUAAGCCCAUAAUAUUACUUAAAUAGUUUCCCAUACUAAUGGAACUGCUGGAUGUAAAAGCGUCUUAAACGGAGUGCAUUUUACUUUGUUUACAUCGCAAAGGUCUUUGUUUCGUAAUGGUUUCUUAGCUCAAAGGAGACAAUCUGGCAUUGGGAAAAAUGUUGCGCUCUGGUCCCCUUUUGACAUUUGUUAAUUUCUCUCUGAUGCGUAUAUUGAUGCUCCUGCAAUGCUUAUGAAUCAAUAGCUGGUUUGGGUUCCUUUCCCAUUGAAAGGGAAGAGAAUGGUAACGGUGAAUCAACACUGCUGUGACAGCUGACAGGAAUCUGAAAUAACAGCCACUUUUGGUCACAAACUCUCCAUUUUGUACUGUGCGGUUUCACUUGGUGUUUACUGUGGGGCUCCAGAGUCCUGUGUAUGGACUAGGUCAGAUACUCUCUUUCUGUGAAGCCUUAGCCAGAGUAAAGCUAAAUUAUUUUUAACCCCCCACCUCUCCCUCCCUGUUUUGAUUCCUUAUUUACUUUUGUUUGAAUAAGGGGUUUGAAAUUGGCAUGCAAGGGCUCAUUUUAAAAUGCAUACAAGGAGUUCUGCCUGAACCAUUUUUGGCUCAAAACUGAAUUUUUAGCUGGUUGCAGGUGAGCGUGAUGUCAACAGUGGCACCACCUAGUGGUCAGAUGCUGCCCCUGCAAGACUGGUAUGAGCUUUCUUAUUUUGCUUCUAGUGGAACUUUGUUAGCAUGAAUGUAUCAUCUCUGUAUGAUAGUGCUUUAAACCAUCUUUUCAUAUUAAUGGCAUUUUUACACAAUCAACUUGGCUUUGUAAAACUUGAUCUCUAUAUAGCUUCUUAGUGAUUUAAGCAGGCAAAGGUAGAAUUGAGUGGUUGAACUAGGAAGGGAUUCACAGUGAGGUUGUGAUGGAAAUGCUUGUUUUUUAAUGGAAAAUGGCAUGCUCUAGUAAAUAAAAUUGACUGCCAACUUAGUCCGUGUUAUAUCUAGACCUUCCAAAAAGAAAGGUUGGACCUAAGUUUCAGUUAAAUCAAAUUCCCUGUAAAGCAUUUUAAAAUUGGCCCUUGGCCAUGAGUUUGGACACCCCUACCAGUUCAAGGUAACUGUGAAUUCAAGUGUGUAGAAGGAGAACAUAUCACUGGAAUAUAUAUAUUUUUUGUUUCCAUUUGGGGAAUUAUGGAAUAAACAAGUACGAGAAGAGACUGAAGAUUGUAAUAUAAUGUGCCAAUGAAUAAACACACCAGUAUUUCA
Conger conger (European conger) is the source of this 6124-nucleotide messenger RNA. Its product is annotated as diphosphoinositol polyphosphate phosphohydrolase 1. Gene Ontology annotation, biological process: diadenosine hexaphosphate catabolic process; diadenosine pentaphosphate catabolic process; adenosine 5'-(hexahydrogen pentaphosphate) catabolic process. The transcript has 5 exons. Gene Ontology annotation, cellular component: nucleus; cytoplasm. The record is from RefSeq and is a predicted model, not a curated record. Bases 275 to 811 code for a protein of 178 amino acids. NCBI's taxonomy places the organism in Eukaryota, Metazoa, Chordata, Actinopteri, Anguilliformes, Congridae. Gene Ontology annotation, molecular function: endopolyphosphatase activity; bis(5'-adenosyl)-hexaphosphatase activity; diphosphoinositol-polyphosphate diphosphatase activity.